Messenger RNA from Neltuma alba, 2237 nucleotides. Its product is annotated as CMP-sialic acid transporter 1-like. The record is from RefSeq and is a predicted model, not a curated record. Gene Ontology annotation, molecular function: pyrimidine nucleotide-sugar transmembrane transporter activity. Gene Ontology annotation, biological process: pyrimidine nucleotide-sugar transmembrane transport. The coding region runs from base 220 to 1185 and encodes 321 amino acids. Gene Ontology annotation, cellular component: Golgi membrane. NCBI's taxonomy places the organism in Eukaryota, Viridiplantae, Streptophyta, Magnoliopsida, Fabales, Fabaceae. The transcript is spliced from 9 exons.
ACUCUGUCUUUUAAGAUUUUAUUCCCAACACAACACACAAUGAACACGCAAUACAAGAUAAACGAUGCGUUCUCAGGCUCUAAUUGAAUCACUGUUUUACACUCAACUCGGAGAUUUUUCUGUGCAGAGAUCUGCAGAAGAGGAAGACGAUGCAGUGGUACUUGGUCGCUACGCUCCUCACCAUUCUCACCUGUUCUCAGGUUACUCACUGUAACCUCAAUGAGAAAGGGAAUAUUGACGACACUUUCACAGAGUAAUGGAGGGUAUAAGUAUGAUUAUGCUACUGUACCAUUUCUCGCUGAGGUUUUUAAGCUUGCAGUAUCGACUGGUUUGCUAUGGAAGAAAUUUCAGAAGUCAUCUCUGCCAAAGAUGACUACGGAGUGGAAGACUGUGGCUCUGUACCCCAUUCCUUCUAUUAUAUAUUUAAUUCAUAAUAACGUUCAAUUCGCUACCCUUGCCUACGUGGACACAUCAACAUAUCAGAUAAUGGGAAAUCUGAAGAUCCUUACGACUGGAAUACUAUUCAGGCUGUUCUUAGGCAGGAAGCUUUCCAACCUGCAGUGGAUGGCGAUUGUGCUAUUAGCUGUUGGGACAACAACAAGUCAGCUUAAGGGACAUGGAGAGACUUCACGCGACUCCCUUUUCUCUGCACCAAUUCAGGGAUACAUGUUAGGAGCUUUGUCUGCAUGUCUUUCAGCAUUAGCUGGUGUUUAUACUGAGUAUCUGAUGAAGAAAAACAAUGACAACUUUUACUGGCAGAAUAUACAGUUGUACACCUUUGGUGCAAUUUUCAAUAUGGCACGGCUUCUUCUGGAUGAUUUCAGGGGUGGAUUUGAAAAGGGACCCUGGUGGCAACGUAUUUUCAAUGGAUAUACUAUCACUACCUGGAUGGUUGUGUUAAAUCUUGGGUCCACUGGUCUUUUAGUUUCAUGGUUAAUGAAAUAUGCUGAUAAUAUUGUAAAGGUUUAUUCCACAUCAAUGGCAAUGCUACUGACCAUGACUGUAUCAAUAUUUCUCUUCAACUUCAAACCCACAUUGCAGCUUUUCUUGGGAAUUAUUAUUUGUAUGAUGUCUCUACACAUGUAUUUUGCCCCACCAAGUAUGCUAGUGGAUAUGCCAUUAACAGUAAGAUCAGAUGAAGAGAAGCUCAUAGAAGCAUCUGUUGAUCGUAGAGCACGUCCUUGAUGUUAUACUCUUGGUAAGCCAAUCUGUUGGAUUUUUAACCCCGGGCUUGCCCUUCAACUGUCCUGUGGCAGUCCUACAGUCCCUUCCAAUUUCCAAAUGCUUGGGCUUCCCUAAAUAGCUCAGUUAAAUUCUUGAUGUAUUGCCUAGUGCUAUAAAAGCGGAGGGAGAUAUCGAAGAAAAAGUUGGAUUCAACAAGAGUGCAUAGAAUGUGGUUUUGAUGGAAAUAGGAUCUUGCCAUUGGAUUUGGUGAGUGUUCAACAUCUCUUGCUGAUAUUGACCCCUGUGGCACAAGAAAGUCAUGGCACCAUAUGUGGUCUGUAUUUCUCUGUGGCCGGUUAUUGUACACACUGCACAAUUCUUCUUCACUAAUUAAUUUCAUUGGUGGAGUUAUUCACACUGGGAUGAGAACCAUUUUGUACAGUAGAUGCACAUAUUGAAUGCUUUCUGAUUAAAUUAGAAAUUGCAGGUCAUGUCCCACUUCGAAGGAGUGACUUUGUGGUUAUGCAGUAGUGAAUUAACUGUGUCUGCGUGACCAUGUUUGUGGUUACAUUAAAUAGACAGAAGCUAGUGGUGCUGAAUCAGCGUAUGCAAGGUGGGAAUUCUUUACCUCUCAAUUUAGUGUGGUGAAUUACCUUGUCUGGGGUAAAUACCAAUAGCGGAGGAGGUUUGGAAACCAUUAUGAGAUUAUAUUGAAGAGGUUUUUACUGUUUGGGGAGAAAACAAAUUUAUGGAUUCUGAGAGUAUUUGCUGUUAGGUGAAUCCAACAUGGAAAGUUAGUUGAUGGUUGUUAAAUGUAUUGUGCUGUCUUAAUUAAGUCUUGUGUUUAUCGUUGUGUCAGGUGGGGUAGCCUCCAUAAACUAGAUGCUUCAUGAGCCAAUAACUGAGAUUCUCUGCGGCUCCCGAAACUGUCAGUUUCAGAAAAAUAGACCUAAUAUAAUGUUUCGAUCUAGAAGAUUAUAGACACUUAAGAUUUUUGUGAUCUUUUAGACGUUGUAAAGGUUAGUGAAUAAUACUACCUCCAGUCUUUAAUAUAAAACCUUGUUUGACUUUUA